CGUUUCAUGCACAGUUCGACGGACCUUCACCUCGUCUGAACGUGUUACAAUGAAUCCGCUUUGCUCAUAUACGACUUUGACGUGCCAGUUAACAUGAAAGGGAAUUAUAUUUAGGCUGUGAAUAUUAUAGUGUUUGUUUGUGUAUUUACGUUUUGGAUUAUUGUAUUGUGACGUCAACGGGCUGUGAGGUGAAAAAUCUUAGUAUUCAUGCAGUUUGCGAUAUGAUAAAACUUUAUCUAUACAUGAUAGGUAUGAUUUAGAUUGGUGCCUCAUUUCUUAUUGUAGACUCAAGUCAUAUAAUAUAUUUUUUAAGUGUCUAGUAUUGUGAUAUUACGCUUGAUUAGUUCAUUAAGGCCUCCCUUCACGGGGACGAAAUGCAAGUAAACGUGGCGGGGCUAAGGAGAAAUAUUAAGAACCUCGCGCACAACUACUCUGAUGCUCAGGUAAAAGUGCGCGAAGCGACAUCGAACGACCCAUGGGGCCCAUCCAGCACUCUGAUGGCGGAAAUCGCCGACCUCACCUACAACGUGAUGGCCUUCACCGAGAUCAUGCAAAUGAUCUGGAAGCGUCUCAACGACCACGGCAAGAACUGGCGACACGUGUACAAGGCCCUGGUCCUAAUGGAGUACCUCAUCAAGACCGGCAGCGAGAAGGUGGCCAUGCAGUGCAAGGAGAACAUCUUCGCCAUACACACCCUCAAGGACUUCCAGUAUAUGGAGGAGGGGAAGGAUCAAGGUCUUAACGUGAGAGAGAAGGCGAAGCAGCUGGUGCACCUUUUGAAAGACGAGGAGAGACUGAAGAACGAGAGAGCGCGCGCUCUCAAAGCGAAACAGCGCUUCGCUCAAACGGCCAGCGCUUUCGGCAGCGACGGCGCUCUGGACACGCCCUCUAGUCCCACCUAUCCCGCGCUAAGCGGCAGCGGCGAAUGGGCCGGCAGCGCUCCCGGAAACGGCCGAGAGUCGGAGUUGGCCCGGCCCCUGACGGCGGGAGAGGAGGAGCUGCAGCUGCAGCUCGCCCUGGCCAUGUCCCGCGAGGAGGCCGAGCGGGAGGAGAAGCGGCGCCGGUCGGACGACGUGCGGCUGCAGCUCGCGAUCAGCCAGUCGCAGAACGACUUCCAGUCACCUGGAGCGACGGGUGUUGAGAAGAAGCCCGAGAGCAACGGUCAAUCUCAUCUGCUGGACCUGCUCGACGUCUCUCUGGGACCUCCCGGGCCGACCGUCGACCCCUGGGGCCUGCCGGGGGAGAGACCCAAACCGGACACCAGUUCCGAGGCGUGGUCUGGCGUGAACAGCCCGGCCCGUGACCCUUGGGCUCCGGCCGCCGCCGACGCCGAUCCUUGGGCCCCGCUGGCACAGAGCAAGAGUCCGAUAUCCGCGAUUUCCUCUCCAUCUUCGGACUUGGAGCAGUUCGACGCUUUGUCUCAAAGGCAGAAAACGCAGAACAAUCACGAGCGAGAUCCCUUCGACCUCUCUGGGCUGGGUGGCAAACUGAGUCCGCCCAUAUCCAGCGGCACGGGCGCCAUCAAGAAGUCCCCGUCGGCCUUCCUGGGCGAGAACUCGUCUCUGGUGAAUCUGGAGCGUCUCCUGCAGCCGGCGGCUCCCGCGCCCCCCGCCGCGCCGAACCCCUUCGCCCCCCUCGGACCCCAAGCGCCCGAGACCCCGCGGCAGAUGUUCGCCCAACCGCAGCCGGCAAAACUAUCAAUUAACGAGAUCAAGCAGCAGCAAAUGGGUUUGGCUUCCAACCUGAGCUUUCCCAGCUCCUCGCCCGCCUUCAACGCGCCUCUGAACAUGGCCGCCCCCAUGCCCCCUCUAGCCAAUAACGUGGGUUCCAUGUCGACGAUGCCCCCCCUGGGGAGCACUAUGCCCCCGUUAGGCAGCAAUAUACCGCUGAGCGGGGUCCCACUCUCCGGAGCGCCUCUAGGUGCAGGUGCAGGCGCCGACCCGUGGUCCCCGUCCGGGGCUCGCGCCGCGUCUCCGUGGUCUCCGCCCCCCGCCCGCCACACCCCCAACCCUUUCCUCUCCUAGCCACGGGAAAACACUUUACUAACGUUUUUUACAUACUUAACCAUUAUCAGUCCUCAUUUAAAGUCGGUUGAAUCUAAACCAAAUACCAUUGGCCUAUAGUGGGUUCGAUUUCCGGUGAAACUCUUCGAGGCUUAAAUCUCAGUUAGAUGAUUCAGUUUGAGGCCGGAGUGACCUGAGACCGAUCCUAUGCAGAGAGGCGUGAGCGACGAACGGACAGACACGCCAGUGCUGCAUGUAUUCAUUCACCGCGACGCCAUUCCCGGAACUCGUUCGCCAGGGUUCAUAACUUUUUUUUCUCGAGUGUCGAUUCUUUUGGGAACUCUAAGCUUUUUUGAUGUCAAACCCUCCCGAGGCCGUCGUGUCAUUCGGAAGUGACAAACGGCUUCAGUCAAAUUGUAAAUAAAGCCGACCGACGAGUGACCGACGAUGAAGAACACCAAAUGUCGCAGAUAAUUUGCGAUGUCCAAAAUAUAGGAUUUAAUGUAAAUGACUAGUUUUAACGAAUAGCAAUAUGCAAGUCUUAAACGACUCGGCUGUUAUCAGUUUCGAGGAAGUCGGCGGCUGUGAGAUAUUUACUCUUAUCACUCGCAGCGUAUCGGCCCUGCCAAAAAAAGAGCCCCUCUCUCGGAGGCCGGCAACGCACCGGCCGUCGUGAAUUUAAAAGUAUAGAAAUACACUCUCGUAGUAAGCGACGCCCCGCAUCCGCCGACGUCCUCACGAACGGGAAGAAGUCAACGUGCCUUAAACACUCGUCUCAACUCGCUUCAUUCCCGACUCCUGCAAUAGGACUGAUUAGUUUGCCCCGGAGCCGAAAUUAUUUCGAUGAAAUGCUCGAUCUCGGAGCAAAAUCCGUUAAAGCCUCUGCUCGUCUUGGCAGACUCUUAAAGGAAGCCACACGAGAGAUGAAAACGUUGCAUUCUCUGAAUAUACUUCCUCGUCAGAGCGAGACCGGUUCUAAAACAUUUUCUUUUAUAUACAAUGUUGAGAUGUAAAAUUUGAUGGAAAUAUGUUGUGUGUGGAGAAUCAGCAGGCGUUUAAUAAAUUAGAUUUCACGCUUCCGUUUUAGAAUACGGGUUUAAAUCGUGUUUGCAUUAUUUUUUAUACUUGUAGCCUCGCCCACAAACAAAUUCUAUUAAUUUGGAAAAUUGUCGUUUAAUAUUUAGUUAGAAAUGUCAGUAUUUUAAUUAAGCUUAUUGUUUUUCUGUGACCGAAACGGAGACGCCUCUAUAUUUUUUUAGAAUUUCUACUUCGUCGCGUGCGUCGUAAUCUGUGCUAAUUUACCUUCGGUAUUUAUGUUUUAUGAAGUCUUUGAUCAAAUUCGAUUUUCGAACGUCAAGUCGACGGCCGCCAUUUUGUUCGGGGCUAAAAUGGCGGGAAUAUGCUUAUGUAAUUGUUUGAGAAUAUAUUGCGUAAAUUCUUUGUAUAUGUUUUUGCUUAUUACAUUUUUAUGAGUAGCGGUUUUAUGGUUAUCGAUUAUUGUUUAUCAGUUGUUUAGUUAAAUUAUUAUUUUAAUAUAUUAUUAAUUUUGACCAAUAAAAUGCAUCGACGCUAAUCCAAUGUCAUUUAGCUAGGGAGAACUGUAAAGAUUACUGUAACUAUUUAAUUAAAAUAUAUAAGUUUUUCAGUAAA
Molecule: messenger RNA, 3653 nt
Organism: Pieris rapae (cabbage white)
Lineage: Eukaryota; Metazoa; Arthropoda; Insecta; Lepidoptera; Pieridae
Gene: lqf
Product: epsin-2
Exons: 11
Coding region: 375-2024 (549 amino acids)
Biological process (GO): endocytosis
Cellular component (GO): endosome; clathrin vesicle coat; plasma membrane
Molecular function (GO): phospholipid binding; clathrin binding
Source: RefSeq, a predicted model, not a curated record